Messenger RNA from Nothobranchius furzeri (turquoise killifish), 3562 nucleotides. It is a transcript of the gene tbl1x, whose product is annotated as transducin beta like 1 X-linked. NCBI's taxonomy places the organism in Eukaryota, Metazoa, Chordata, Actinopteri, Cyprinodontiformes, Nothobranchiidae. The record is from RefSeq and is a predicted model, not a curated record. Gene Ontology annotation, molecular function: protein binding; transcription corepressor activity. Gene Ontology annotation, biological process: regulation of transcription by RNA polymerase II. Gene Ontology annotation, cellular component: histone deacetylase complex.
CACGGAACAGCCUGCGCCCCACAGCCACAGAAACUCGGGCUGGUUCCAACUUUUUUUUUUAUUCCUCCUCUCGUGUCCGCCAGUUGUGACGGUGUCUGGGGCGAACACGCUCUGGUGGCACAGCAAAAAUAAGCCGACAGUGAGUCAUACUGCGCGGUCGGAACUUGAAAUAUGACGAUAAGCAAGAUGGGAGGAAAGUGUUUUCUCGCUUACUGAAGUUGGAGGUUCUCCUUGUGGAAGAGGAAGAGGUGGCGGCGGACACCACGAGUUCACUCUCACAGUAAGAAACGGAGUGAGCUCAGCCUUCCAUCAAACCUCCCUCCCUCCCUCCCCCCCUCUCUGUGGGCUAAGAUGAGUAUUACCAGUGACGAAGUCAACUUCUUGGUGUACAGAUACCUCCAAGAGUCAGGUUUUUCUCACUCAGCAUUCACCUUUGGCAUCGAGAGCCACAUCAGCCAGUCGAACAUCAACGGAACACUAGUGCCCCCUGCAGCCCUCAUCUCCAUCCUGCAGAAGGGGCUUCAGUAUGUGGAGGCAGAAAUCAGCAUUAAUGAGGACGGCACGGUUUUUGACGGUCGACCGAUCGAGUCGCUGUCGCUCAUCGACGCCGUGAUGCCAGACGUGGUGCAGACGCGGCAGCAGGCUUUCCGGGACAAACUGGCCCAGCAGCAGGCCUCGUGCGCCAUCACCGCCUCAACCUCUGGAAACCAGUCGAAUGCACCAAAGAAUGGAGAGGCCACCGUUAAUGGAGAGGAGAAUGGCACCCACAACAUGAAUAACCAUAGCGAGCCCAUGGACAUGGAUGUGGAUGUUGAGAUUCCAGCCAGUAAAGCCACGGUGCUCCGAGGUCACGAGUCAGAAGUUUUUAUCUGUGCCUGGAAUCCUGUCAGCGAUCUGCUGGCCUCCGGCUCGGGCGACUCCACCGCCCGCAUCUGGAACCUGAAUGAGAACAAUAACUCCAACUCCACCCAGCUGGUGCUGCGGCACUGUAUCCGAGAAGGUGGCCAGGAUGUUCCCAGCAACAAAGACGUCACCUCACUGGACUGGAAUAGCGAUGGGACACUCCUGGCAACAGGCUCGUAUGAUGGAUUUGCCAGAAUAUGGACAAAGGACGGAAAUCUGGCCAGCACCUUGGGGCAGCACAAAGGACCCAUAUUUGCACUCAAGUGGAACAAGAAGGGGAACUGUAUUCUCAGUGCCGGAGUAGAUAAGACGACAAUCAUUUGGGAUGCACAUACAGGAGAAGCCAAGCAGCAGUUUCCCUUUCACUCAGCCCCAGCGCUGGAUGUCGACUGGCAGAACAACACCACCUUUGCUUCCUGCAGCACAGACAUGUGCAUCCACGUAUGUCGCCUGGGCAGCGACCGGCCUCUCAAAACCUUCCAGGGCCACACGAAUGAAGUUAACGCCAUUAAGUGGGAUCCGUCAGGUAUGCUGCUCGCCUCCUGCUCAGAUGACAUGACCUUAAAGAUUUGGAGCAUGAAGCAGGAGUCCUGUGUCCAUGACCUCCAGGCUCACAGUAAAGAGAUCUACACAAUCAAGUGGAGCCCCACCGGCCCGAGCACAAAUAACCCCAGCGCCAACAUCAUGCUAGCCAGUGCAUCUUUUGACUCAACGGUGCGACUGUGGGACGUUGAACGAGGUAAAUGCAUCCACACUCUGACCAAACACCAGGAGCCGGUCUACAGCGUGGCCUUCAGCCCCGACGGCAAACACCUCGCCAGCGGCUCCUUCGAUAAAUGCGUCCACAUUUGGAACACCACGACGGGAUCCUUGGUGCACAGCUACAGGGGAACUGGUGGCAUCUUUGAGGUGUGCUGGAACAGCACCGGAGAUAAAGUCGGCGCCAGUGCAUCGGACGGCUCGGUUUGUGUUCUCGAUCUCCGAAAAUAGCCGUCCUGAGGGUAGAACGACGAAACCUGGAAAGUGCAGAAAUCUUCUGACGUCAACAAACGCUCUCCCAGCUCGAUUAGGGCUGCUAAGGUGUACUGAAACCAUCUCCCCUCAGGAGUUAAAGCAGCUCCAGCUCCACCUAAACUCCCUGCACCUUACUGUUUGUUGAUGCGUGUUUUACGAUAAUCCCGAGAGAAGAUGGAAACUGGCGGAGAACCCCCCCCCCCAAAAAAAAAUAGUGGAUUCCACUCCUAAGGCGCAUCCAUGUUAUAAAAGGUUUCCAACGGAGACGUGCUGUGAUCCCCGCAGGCUGCAGAUCCAGCUGUUAUCGGCUUGUGAGGGUGGAAAGAUGAGUCAAGUUUUAUAAAGAGAGAAUAAUGAGAGACAGGUGUUUGAGCUGUGAGAGGAAGGCUGCAGAUUUAUAAUUCCUCUGGGGAAAUGUUACUUCACGUCCAAACGAACCAGCAGGAUGAAAGCAACAGAUCCCCGACUCUGAAGCGCUGCCACUUUCAUUUGACCAGGUGCUUAACUUCUCCCGCAGCGGAGCUUGUUUCAGAAGUACUCGUUGCUGUUUCUGUCCGUUCUCCACAAAAGGACUUUUGAGAGUCUGAUUGAAUGUGUCGCUGCGAGAUAAAUGUUAGCUAGUUUUUAAAAUCAGGUCGACGUGAGGAAAACUCAACCAAGAAAUAGUCUUAACCCCUUGAAAAAAGACCUGCGAGGAGCGGAUUUCCUUUUUAUACACAAGAUGUGAAAAGUGGUUUACGAAGAGUUUUUCUCCCAGUUUGGAUGUAAAUUUCAAGAAUGUAAAGAGGUGUAAAUUAGAUUAACACAGACUUAUAUACUGUGUAUAUAUGUUUAUAUACAGUACACUUUAUGUUUAUCUAUAGGGGCUCUUUAUUGACGGAGCUAUCACAUCUCUUUAUUGUCGGUGUGUGAGAAGAACGCUUUUAACAACGUGCAUGUUUAUCUGGCUCUUUUGACAUCAGCUCGUCAUUUUCAUGCAUCAACCUUUUAUUUUCUUUUUGUUUAGUUAAAAAUGUCAUCAAGCAACACUGCUGCAGUCCGUAAAAGAAACCUGCACCUGGUUGUUUGCCUUCAUGGGGGGCAUUUUCAGUCUCCUGGUUGCUGAUUUAAGGUUUUGUACUUCAUGCAACAAAUAAAUCAGUCUCAUCUGAAUGAGUCGCCGUAAUUCCAGCUGAUCAGAUUUAAAAUACUAAAGAAAAAGACCUUAUCUUUACACCUUUUUGUUAGUGAUCCCCUUCAUCUUUUAGAUACCAUCUAAUAAAGCAACAUGAAGUGCACUUUUUGGAUUGGUGGAUUCAGCAAAUGUUCAAAUUUAGUUAAAAAAUGAAGGUCCAAAUGUUGUAUUUCUUUGUCCUUGGUUGGAUUGUAAAAUGUGUUGCUUUUCCUUUUCUUUCAUUUGGUUUAUUUUUUUGUUUUGUUUUUUUAAUUUGCUGAAAGCCGUUAUUGUCUGUGUCAGACUGAGAAUUGGGCUGUGGGUUGGCGACUAGUACUGGCGUGCUAAAAAGCCCAAAAUGGGACAAGUGCUGUGACAGCUUUAUCUUUUUCAUAACCCUGGUCCAGGGUGCUGUCGGAUGUUUGCAAGACAAAACUUUGAAGUCAUUCAGUGUCUCAAAUAAAUAAAUUACUCUAUUUUGAUAUCAGAAAA